Molecule: messenger RNA, 662 nt
Organism: Thalassophryne amazonica
Lineage: Eukaryota; Metazoa; Chordata; Actinopteri; Batrachoidiformes; Batrachoididae
Product: membrane-associated phosphatidylinositol transfer protein 3-like
Biological process (GO): phospholipid transport
Cellular component (GO): cytoplasm
Molecular function (GO): phosphatidylcholine binding; phosphatidylcholine intramembrane carrier activity; phosphatidylinositol transfer activity
Source: RefSeq, a predicted model, not a curated record
UGACAGUAUGUAAAGAAUUGUAAAGGGAAAUAAUGAGUUGUUGUGUGCCACAGAACGUCACUGCUAACCACAGGGUCAACGACGUCAUUGCCACUGAGGAUGGACCUCAGACCCUGGUCGGUCGCUUCAUGUAUGGUCCCUUAGACAUGGUCACCCUAACUGGAGAAAAGGUGGACAUCCUGCUGAUGACACAGCCUCAGUCAGGCCGCUGGGUCCACUUUGACACCGAGGUGACCAACAGCAGUGGCAGAGUCACGUAUACCAUACCCAAGAGCAAGAAGCUCAGCCUCGGAGUUUACCCCGUCAAAAUGGUGGUGAAGGGCGAUCAGACAAGCGCAGAGGCCAACCUGACUGUGUUACCACGGGGCAUGGAGUGUGUCGUAUUCAGCAUCGACGGCUCCUUCGCUGCCAGUGUGUCAAUCAUGGGCAGUGAUCCUAAAGUCCGACCCGGAGCUGUGGACGUCGUCAGGCACUGGCAGGAUCUUGGAUAUCUGAUCAUCUACAUCACAGGUCCUGAUAUGCAGAAGCAGCGCGUUGUAUCUUGGCUUUCGCAGCACAACUUCCUCAUGGGUGAUAUCUUUUCUGAAGGCCUGGUUCACGAUCCGCUGCGACAGAAGACCAUUUUCCUCAGGAAUCUGAUACAGGAGGUACCAGAAGUAUAG